AUGUCUCUUCGCCUUUCCAGUGGAUCCAAGAGGUCCUAUGCUCGUCCCAGCACAGGAUCGCUCAGGGGCGCCAGCUUUGGUGCUGCAAAUGCUUGUGGCGUAGCAGGCAUUGGAAGUGGCUUCUCCUGCGCCUUUGGGGGCAGCUCCACAGGAGGAAACACGGGGGUGGCCAACUCCUGUGCUGGCUUCACUGUGAAUGAGGGGGGCCUCCUCUCUGGCAAUGAGAAGGUGACCAUGCAGAACCUCAAUGACCGCCUGGCCUCCUACCUGGAUAAUGUACAAGCACUUCAGGAGGCCAACGCUGACCUGGAGCAGAAGAUCAAGGGCUGGUAUGAAAAAUUUGGACCUGGGUCGUGCCGCGGUCUCGAUCAUGACUACAGUAGAUACUUCCCCAUCAUUGAUGAUCUUAAAAACCAGAUCAUCACUUCCACCACCAGCAAUGCCAACGCCGUUCUGCAGAUUGACAAUGCCAGGCUCACGGCUGAUGACUUCAGACUCAAGUACGAAAACGAGCUGGCCCUCCACCAGAGCGUAGAGGCUGACGUGAACGGGCUGCGCAGGGUUCUGGAUGAAAUCACUCUAUGCCGCACUGACCUGGAGAUUCAGUACGAAACCCUGAGUGAGGAACUGACUUACCUCAAGAAGAACCACAAAGAGGAAAUGCAGGCUCUGCAGUGCGCGGCCGGAGGUAACGUGAAUGUGGAGAUGAACGCAGCCCCGGGCGUGGACCUCACCGUCCUGCUGAACAACAUGCGAGCCGAGUACGAGGCCCUGGCUGAGCAGAACCGCAGGGACGCCGAGGCCUGGUUCCAAGAGAAGGUAACUCUCGCCGGACAAUGCUGCCCCUCUGUGUUUUGUGCUGUUCCCCAAACUAAACUCUGCCCCUCUUGGAUAUCACUUCAGAGCGCUUCGCUGCAGCAGCAGAUCACCGAGGAUGUGGGCGCCACCACCUCAGCCAGGAAUGAGCUGACGGAAAUGAAACGUACGCUCCAAACCUUGGAGAUUGAACUACAGUCUCUCCUGGCCACGAAACACUCUCUGGAGUGCUCCCUGACCGAGACCGAGGGCAACUACUGCACGCAGCUGGCUCAGAUCCAGGCUCAGAUCAGCGCCCUGGAGGAGCAGCUGCACCAGGUGAGGACGGAGACCGAGGGCCAGAAGCUGGAAUAUGAGCAGCUGCUGAAUGUCAAGGCCCACCUGGAGAAGGAGAUCGAGACCUACUGCCUCCUCAUAGGAGGAGACGAGGGGGCCUGUAAGUCUGCGAGUUACAAGUCUAAAGAUUACGGCUCUGGAAACGCGGGAAACCAAAUCAAAGAUUCCCCCAAAGCCAUAGUGGUUAAGAAAGUCCUAGAGGAGGUGGACCAACGCAGCAAGAUUCUAACCACUAGGCUCCACUCCCUGGAAGAGAAACCUCAAAGCAAUUAGCAAAGAUCAUGAGCAAACGAAGAAGAAAAAAAGCUUCAGAGAAGACAAGGCGUGAAAUGCGUCUGGGAAAUGA
Messenger RNA from Rattus rattus (black rat), 1498 nucleotides. RefSeq names its product keratin 25 (gene Krt25). The record is from RefSeq and is a predicted model, not a curated record. The coding region runs from base 1 to 1425 and encodes 474 amino acids. The transcript is spliced from 7 exons. Gene Ontology annotation, molecular function: structural molecule activity. Gene Ontology annotation, biological process: intermediate filament organization; hair follicle morphogenesis. NCBI's taxonomy places the organism in Eukaryota, Metazoa, Chordata, Mammalia, Rodentia, Muridae.